Messenger RNA from Ochotona princeps (American pika), 1874 nucleotides. RefSeq names its product solute carrier family 3 member 2 (gene SLC3A2). The record is from RefSeq and is a predicted model, not a curated record. Gene Ontology annotation, biological process: carbohydrate metabolic process; amino acid transport. The transcript is spliced from 10 exons. NCBI's taxonomy places the organism in Eukaryota, Metazoa, Chordata, Mammalia, Lagomorpha, Ochotonidae. Bases 168 to 1874 code for a protein of 568 amino acids.
GUGGGGGAGCGCGGAGGCGUGCCGACUGCAUUGCAGCGGUCCGCUGGGAGUGUGCGCGAGCAUCCUCGCGGGACGGUCCUUCCCUAUCUCCGCCAUCCACCCUUCCGCCCUGCCUCGAAACCCCCUCGUCUGCACUCCCCCUAAGCCCGUGUGCGGGAUCCGCCUCCAUGGAGCCCAAGGACCCCGAGCUUCCCGAGCCGGAGGCCGGCAUCCUGUCGGAUCCUCGCGAGGCGCCCGCUGCUCUUUCGGGGACUGGUGUCCAGGGUCUCGCCGCGGGGGGCGAACCAGGCACCAUGAGCCAGGACACCGAGGUGGAUAUGAAGGAGGUGGAGCUGAACGAGCUGGAGCCCGAGAAGCAGCCGAUGAACGUGGCGUCUGAGGCGGCCGUGGCUGGCGGCGCAGAGAAGAACGGGCUGGUGAAGAUCAAGGUGGCCGAGGACGAGGCGGAGGCGGCUCCGGCGGCCAAGUUCACGGGCCUGUCCAAGGAGGAGCUGCUCAAGGUGGCCGGCAGCCCCGGCUGGGUGCGCACGCGCUGGGCGCUGCUGCUGCUCUUCUGGCUCGGCUGGCUCGGCAUGCUGGCCGGAGCGGUGGUCAUCAUCGUGCGGGCGCCGCGCUGCCGCGAGCUGCCGGCUCAGCACUGGUGGCACAGGGGCGCCCUCUACCGCGUCGGCGACCUGCAGGCCUUCCAGGCCCGCGACUCGGGCGACCUCGCGGGUCUGAAGGAUCGCCUUGACUACCUGAGCUCGCUGAAGGUGAAGGGCUUGGUGCUGGGCCCCAUUCACAAGAAUCAGAAGGAUGAUGUCGCGGGGACCGACCUGAAGGCCAUCGACCCGGCUCUGGGCUCCAGGGAAGAUUUUGACAGUUUGCUGCUGGCUGCCAACAAGAAAAGCAUCCAUGUCAUUCUGGAUCUCACCCCCAACUACCUGGGCGAGAACUCCUGGUUCCUCCCCACUCAGGUUGAUGUUGUGGCCGCCAAGAUGAAGGAAGCUCUGGACUUCUGGCUGCAGGCUGGCGUGUAUGGCUUCCAAGUUCGGGACGUGGAGAAUCUGACGAAUGCAGCCUCACACUUGGCCGAGUGGCAGAACAUGACUAAGAGCUUCAAGGAAGACAGGCUGCUACUUGUAGGAACUGGGUCCUCUGGCCUUCGUCCGACCCUGGACCUGCUCGAGUCCACCAAGGACCUUCUGCUGACCAGCUCGUACCUGGCAUCCUCCACUUUUACUGCUGAGCAUACGAAAUUGCUCAUUACCCAGUAUUUGAACGCCACGGACAGUCACUGGUGCAGCUGGAGCCUGUCACAGGCUGGGCUGCUGACUUCCUUUGUGCCGGCUCAACUCCUCCGACUCUACCAGCUGCUGCUCUUCACCCUACCCGGAACCCCUGUUUUCAGCUACGGGGAUGAGAUUGGUCUGCAGGCCACGCUUCCUGGACAGCCUGCCAAGGCCCCAGUCAUGCUGUGGGAUGAGUCCAGCCUGCCCAGCGCUUCUGUGGGGGCCAACAUGACGGUGAAGGGUCAGAACGAAGACCCUAGCUCGCUCCUGUCCCUCUUCCGGCGGCUGAGUGACCAGCGGGGCAAGGAGCGCUCCUUGCUGCACGGCGACUUCCACGUGCUCUCCACCGGCUACAGCCUCUUCUCCUACGUCCGCCACUGGGACCAGAACGAUCGGUUCCUGGUGGUGCUCAACUUUGGGGACGUGGGCUUGUCAGCCAGGCUGGGGGCCUCCAGCCUGCCUGCCAGCGCCAGUCUGCCAGCCGAGGCCAACCUGCUGCUCAGCACCCACCCAGGCCGCGAGGAGGGCACCUCCCUCGCACUGGAGCAGCUGCACCUAGAGCCUCACGAAGGGCUGCUUCUCCGCUUCCCCUACGUGGCCUGA